CUCGUGCAGGAAUCACCCAACAACAGCAAGAACAACUUCAGGGUGAUAGCUCAGUGCACAGAGUGAUUGAAUUGUGCUUUCUUUGUUCAGUAAUGUCUGAGGAAGUGACCUAUGCUACUCUCCAAUUUCCAAAUCCUUCUAAGUCAAAGAAACUCAAGGAAAGCUGCAGUCUCAAGAGAACAGAACUGGAGCUGAAUGGUGCGGCUGACAACAGACCAGAGGCAGCUAAGAGUGCAUUUGAGGCGGCAGAGACCAGAGCCGCGAGAGGACAUUCUAAUCCAUGGAAAGUGUGGGUCAUUGUGGCUUUCACUGUGCUGAUGCUGAACUUGGCAGUGAUGGCUGGACUGGGAACCCUGAUAUUAAUGGAUUACCAAAAACUCUUCUUCAGCAACAGACCAGAAUAUGACAAGCCACAGAACAUAACAGGACAGUGGGAGAAAAAUAUAACAUUAUACCUGGAUAUGUAUAAAAAUAUCUCAAGUGAGCACAUUUUUUUCAAAAAUAUGUUAAAAAACGCAUUACAAGAGUUGAAAGAGUACGCCUCAAAAUGCCACGAGAGAUUAAAGCAGCAGAACAGUGACCUCAGAUGUUGCUCAUGCUCAAAGGAAUGCAAAUGUCAGAAUGAGAGCAAAAGUAAUUCCUCCUCCCUGGGAUGUGACAGUGAGAUAUUUGGGAAUAGAACUCAGCUGCUCAUUACAUGUCUCCCAUCACCAGUCUCCUGGAAGGAUCUGAACUGUACGUGCGCCAAGAUAAAAAAAGAUGGCAGAUAAUGUUUCAAAAUUUUAUAAUUUGACCUGUUUGGCACCUUUAUAAAUGUUUCAAGUGCUGAAACAGCGAAGUAUGAAGUAUUCAAUGGAAAUUAAGCAAUUGGAAAAUUUCAUGACUCUAGUAGUUAAUAUUUGUGAAAACAAAGUAGAUAUGCCACAUUUUUAGUCUUAGGUAAACACAGAUUUAUAGCUUAUUAUAUUACAAAAUGUAAAUAUCACAUGCAAGCUGAAAGUAUGCAAAAAGACCAAUCUCAGAAUCAAAGGAAAAAAUUUUGUUUUGUGACCUGAAAUUUUUUUCUCAAGACAUUAAAACUCUAUUACUUUUGAUUAUAAGUAAAUAUGGAAAUAAGUAUAGUGAAAUUAAUAUUAGUUAGUACAUUAGAACUUGUAAUAUUAGAAACAUUGAAAAUUAAAGUGGUUUAUUUCAUUUUUUUAAGAGUAGCAUGAACAAUGGAGCAACUUCUUCUGUGGUCCAACUUACUAAGCAUAUUGAAUAUCUUUUCCAUGCCUUAGCAAAUUGCCAUACUCUUUUCUAGGUUGGGAUCAGCUUUUAACAUUUACUCUGUGGUCUUAAAGACAUGAAAUAUUUUCAAGAGUUCCUUCCAUGUGAUGUUUUUGGCUGUCAUUACUUCCUUUAGGUGUCUUAGUCUUCUUCACUGCAACUACAUUUCUUAUUUAUGUCAAUACAUUUCCUUUAGUAAGGUCCUCUGAAUGCAUAUCAAGACUCUGAAAUGAUGGCAGUGUCAAUAUUUCUCUGGUUAGCUUUCCCUUCUUUAAUUGUGCUAGAUUCUUAUCUGCACAGUGUGGUAAAAAAGUUCCUAUCAUACUUCUUUCACUAUUACUUCCUGUUAGGAUGCUUGAAUAUUUUCAGUGGUACGCUUAACAUCUUUUUUUGUUGUUGUUUUAACUCAGCUAAAGAAAUUACAUGAUGUAGAGUCAAUAGCCUGUCCAAAUGUCCAUAAAGAAUAAGAUUUUAGUGUCUGAUGAAGAGAAUCUCAAUAUCAUUAGCUAUCAGAGAGAUGCAAAUUAAAAGCACAAUGAGAUAUCACUGUACACCGGUCAGGAUGGCUAUCAUAAACAAAGCAACAAACAACAAAUGUUGGAGAGGUUGUGGGGAAAAGGGGUCCUUAGUUCACUGUUGGUGGGAUUGCAGACUGGUGCAACCAUUAUGGAAAACAGUAUGGAAUUUUCUCAGAAAAAUAAAAAUUGACCUGCCUUUUGACCCAGCAAUUCCACUGCUAGGAUUA
This is a messenger RNA of Artibeus jamaicensis (Jamaican fruit-eating bat), 2014 nucleotides long. RefSeq names its product C-type lectin domain family 12 member A-like. The transcript has 7 exons. The coding region runs from base 93 to 770 and encodes 225 amino acids. Gene Ontology annotation, cellular component: external side of plasma membrane. The record is from RefSeq and is a predicted model, not a curated record. Gene Ontology annotation, biological process: natural killer cell inhibitory signaling pathway; negative regulation of signaling receptor activity. Gene Ontology annotation, molecular function: signaling receptor regulator activity; protein phosphatase binding. Lineage: Eukaryota; Metazoa; Chordata; Mammalia; Chiroptera; Phyllostomidae.